Messenger RNA from Drosophila biarmipes, 1327 nucleotides. RefSeq names its product zinc finger protein 431. The record is from RefSeq and is a predicted model, not a curated record. The coding region runs from base 237 to 1184 and encodes 315 amino acids. Gene Ontology annotation, biological process: regulation of transcription by RNA polymerase II. NCBI's taxonomy places the organism in Eukaryota, Metazoa, Arthropoda, Insecta, Diptera, Drosophilidae. Gene Ontology annotation, molecular function: DNA-binding transcription factor activity; zinc ion binding; RNA polymerase II cis-regulatory region sequence-specific DNA binding. The transcript has 3 exons. Gene Ontology annotation, cellular component: nucleus.
GGGAACAGCGCUGCACAUAUUUAAAUUAGUAAAGAACUAAUAAAGUUAAACUACACUUACACACUACUGCGCUUCCAAGCCGAACUUAUAAAGUCUUAAUUUGUAUGCCGAUAUAAUUCCAUUAGUCUUGGCGAUGCCUACGUUUACCUGGAUGAUUUCAGUAUUCCCAAGUAAUAAAAGAUGCAGCUGUCGGAAUACCCUUCACUUCUGGAGGCGCCGGUACCUGAACCAGAUCGAUGGAGUCGUCAAUUUGUCGUGUUUGCUUGGGAAACUCCACAAGAAUGGUCAACAUUUUGGAUGCGACGCAUGAAUCGGGCAUGUCCAUCGCAAGCAUGAUUUCCAAGUGCACUGACCGCAGAGUUGAGAAAGACGAUAUUCUGCCCAAAACCGUUUGCCCGUCCUGUCUUGAAGAUGUGAAAAACGCAUUCGAGAUUAUUGAAACUUACGAGAGAAGCGACCAAUUCUACAGAUUCUUCAACGAUCUACAGGAAGAGGAACGCGAAAACGAAGGUUCCGGUUGUUCCGACGAAGACAUGAUUAAAGACGGCGAAUGCAAUGAAGACAAUCACCAAGCAAAUAGCUUUGGAACAGAUGCGCAGGAGAGAAUCGAGCGGACUGAAGAUGAUUUAGAAUCGGAAGAUUCUAACGAUGAUUUCGACGACGACGAUUCUGAAAAUGACAAAGACUAUGCCCCAGACCUUGAUGACAGUGAUUCUAAAGCCGAUGAUAAUCGGCUUUCUAAGGAAAAACGCCGGUUCCAGUGUUCCCAAUGCUCGAAGAGUCUUACAACUAAGCAAAGUCUAGAAAGACACUUGCAAAUACACAAAGCAGAGGGAACCUUCAAGUGCACGCAAUGCGUGAAAACGUUUAGGAAGGACUCACAUUUUCAGGCGCACAUGAGAGCUCACACUGGAGAACGCCCAUAUAAGUGUUCCCACUGCUCAAAGACGUUUCCAUUUAACAAGAGCCUCAAGAACCACAUGCUAGUGCACACAGGAGAACAACAAUUUAAGUGUUCUCACUGCUCGAAGGCCUUCAUAGAUUCAGCUUGUCUUAAAGCACACUUGCAAACACACUCAGGAGAAACACCGUUCCAGUGUUCCCUGUGCUCAAAGAAGUAUCCAAAUAAACAAAAUCUUGCUAGACACAUGCGGUCCCACACGGGAGAACGUCCCUUUCAGUGAUUGCACUGCCCAAAAACUUAUGCCCAUAACUCACAUCUUCUGAUUCACCUACGCACCCACACAGGAGAACGGCCGUUUAGUUGCACCCAUUGCCCAAGGACUUUUAUUCGGGGCACGCAUCUUCAGGCGCACUUGCGAACCCA